Messenger RNA from Cylicocyclus nassatus, 450 nucleotides. Lineage: Eukaryota; Metazoa; Nematoda; Chromadorea; Rhabditida; Strongylidae. The record is from the annotation of a GenBank genome assembly.
AUGGGGAAUUUUUACGAUGCUGCAGCUCAGCAGAACGCCUUCAAGGCCAUGAGUCAAAUGUGGCAAAUGGAUCAGUACCAACAAGGAUACGCCGGUAAAGAUGUCCAGGUGACACCACCCUUACCGCCAUUCCCACACCCGUUUGCCAACUUUGCUCAACAACUCACCUCCAUCACACAGUCAAUGCGAGAAUCUCCAGCCCCUUCAAAGAAGAAACCGAACCCUGUGCCUCCGGAACUGAAAGAUGAGGCAUAUUACGAGCGACGAAAACGAAAUAACGAAUCGGCUAGACGAUCACGUGAGGCCCGACGCCAGAAAGAGGAUGUGAAUUUUCGAAAGUUGGAAUUGGUGCAGCAGGACAACAUUCGACUAAAAGCGGAGCUACAACGAGUGGUGAUGGAGUUGGAGCGGCUAAAGUACAUGGCCGCUGUUCAAGGAGUUCAGUUGUAA